GGCAAUUUUAGGGUUAUUUUUAAUUUUUAGGGCAUUACAGUUGGUUUAAUUAUAAGUUACUUUGUCUUGAGAAAAAUAAAUAUAUUUAGGAAUAGCGCUAUUUCAUUUUUUUUUCUAAACAAGAUGUGGAUUUUAAAACUGGAUACAUAUUUAUAGCGGCAAAGUGGCGGGUUGUGAGCACGGAGCUAGCGGCGCAGCCUCCGGGGGUGGGCGGACUGCCGACACCAUACGCCGCGUGAAGGUGAAGAUGUCAUCGGUGUCAGCACAGGGCGUCGUUGAGCGCGCCUCCGCAGAACUGUCGCGGCGUAUCACCGGCCUCGGACUUCGCGGCAGGAAGAGAUCACCUGGCGUCGUGGAACGAGUUGCAAACGCACUAUGCGGCCCUGCCACCUCCGCUCCCAGAAUACCGCGCAGACGCCGACCCGCACCCCGGCCGCUCAUCUGGAGUCAGUUUAUUUUAGAAGAAAGAUUUCUAGAAAAAUUUUUCCUUUACUUUAACUCUAAUGAUAGGAGAACGCUUGCUCAAGUUUGCACUAAAUGGAGAGAUAUACUGUAUUCCUCUACCCGCUGGUGGACCGGUCUUGUGGCAGUUGUAGAUUUGCGUGAAAGUAGAUCUGAAUCAGAAUGUUGCAUGCAAAGAUUUUAUAAUUCAAUUGUGAGAAGAGGUAUUCGAGGUUUGGUUCUCAUAGCAGCUUCAGAUGAUGAUAUCAAUGAAUUCAUUAGAAUAUUUCCACUAUCAUCUAACCAUGUUAAUGCUUUGAGCUUGAAGGGCUGCACAGUAACAGACAGGGGCUUGGAAUCAGUUCUGGAUCAUUUAGAGGUUCUUUUUGAACUAGAACUAACUGGCUGUAAUGAAAUAACUGAGGCUGGUAUAUGGGCAUGUUUAACACCAAGGAUUGUUUCACUCACACUUACUGAUUGCAUUAACAUUGCUGAUGAAGCUGUUGGAGCUGUGGCACAACUUCUACCAUCUCUGUAUGAAUUUUCGCUGCAAGCGUAUCACGUCACAGAUGCAGCACUGGGUUACUUCUCACAAAAGCAAAGUGCAUCGCUAAGUAUAUUGCGCUUACAUAGUUGUUGGGAACUCACCAACCAUGGAGUUGUUAAUAUAGUGCACUCGCUACCUAACCUCACUGUGCUAUCACUGAGUGGCUGCAGCAAAGUUACUGAUGAAGGAGUGGAACUAGUUGCGGAGAACUUGCCUCGUCUCCGCAGUCUCGACCUGAGUUGGUGUCCGCGGGUAACCGAUAAUGCCUUGGAGUACAUUGCCUGUGAUCUUAAUCAGCUUGAAGAGUUAACACUGGAUAGAUGCGUGCACAUAACGGACAUCGGGGUGGGCUACGUGAGCACGAUGCAGUCGCUGGUCGCGCUGUGGCUGCGCUGGUGCUCGCAGCUGCGCGACUUCGGCGUGCAGCACCUGUGCGGCAUGCGCGCGCUGCAGCUGCUCUCGCUGGCCGGGUGUCCGUUGCUGACCUCUGCUGGGCUGUCGAGUCUGAUCCAGCUGCGCCAGUUGCGCGAACUGGAGCUCACAAACUGCCCGGGCGCUUCGCCCGAACUAUUCGACUACUUGCAUGAACAUCUGCCGCGAUGCGUCAUCAUCGAGUAACACACUAUCCGCUUGUGGCAACGUGUGGAAAACGUAGCGAAAAUUAGACGGCAAAAUUUCGCACCCAAAAACUCAGUUAUGACACGGCGAAAGUGAAACAAACAAAAAUGAUGGAUAAAUGGACUAAACAAUUGCAGAGUUCGGUUCGCGAAAUCCCGCCCGAAAUUUUCUAGAUAUCCCUUAGCCGACUCAGCCAGAAGUGCAAUUUGUAUUCAAUAUAUUGAUUACAAUACCAGAUAUACACUUUAUGCUAAAAUGUUAUAGUCAAUUCAUAGAGUUUGUGCAAUAUGCCUGUAAUUAUAUUCAAUUAAAAGACUUAACAGAAUCUCGAAUGAUAUAAUGACUAUUUUCGAUAUUAUAUUUUAUAAGCUUCGUUAUAUUAUUACGCUGUGCUGAUGAUGAUUUGUAAUAAAAAUAAAUAUGCGCACCUCGAAAGUAUUAUUAAAGUAAUGGGCCAAUUUUGGUUACGACGCUAACUACCUUUGUAAAUUGUCAGAUUAGCUUUUUUAGUAUACUUAAUUUUUAAUAAAAACCCUUAUAAAAUUUGAAAGUACAUAUUCCUCUUUACUGCAAUAUUUAUUAAACACUUCAUAAAUUCUCUACAAAUUGACUUUUACAAAAAUAGCUGUUUGCUCAAGUAUUAUUUGAAAUUAUUAAUGCUCUAUAUUAUAUGAAUGAUAUUGAAUUCCCUGAUUUUUGUAUUUUCAAAUGAUAUUUUUCAAGCAGAUAUAAUACGCAUUCGAUGCUCCUGAAUUUGUAUACUACUAAUGGAGUAUAUUAAAAAAGAUUCAAAUAAAUCUUAAUAUAAUGUUAAUAAAUUAUAAAUGCCUUACCCUACUCUCUAAAAAAUAUGUUUGGUUAGUGAAAUAUUGAACUAUAACGUCUAUUCUAUUUCAGAUGUAUAGAAAAUAGUUUCGACGCCUUAUUAUUAACAUCUAUUAAGCUUCAAAAAAAAAAUUGAAUCAAAGUCUAGUCAAUGCAUUUUUAAUAUAAGUUUGUAUCAUGUAGAUUUAGAAAAUAAACAGAUUUACACAAAAUUAAUAUAUAUUUAGGUCAAUAUUUUUUAACAUUAUAUUUCAUUGGAAAUAAUUGAUUUCUUGUGUAUUUACACAGAUAAUAUUGGUAUUUGUUUUAUAUGAUUUUAUUAUCUUUAUUUUUACAAUUUUAUUACUAUACCGUCCGAAUCUUAUGUACAAGUGUGUGUGUGUGUUUGUGUGUGUGAAUUACACGUAAAGAGAAUAAAAAUGUAAAAUUACCAUAAUG
Molecule: messenger RNA, 2869 nt
Organism: Colias croceus (clouded yellow)
Lineage: Eukaryota; Metazoa; Arthropoda; Insecta; Lepidoptera; Pieridae
Product: F-box/LRR-repeat protein 16
Exons: 7
Coding region: 248-1606 (452 amino acids)
Biological process (GO): SCF-dependent proteasomal ubiquitin-dependent protein catabolic process
Cellular component (GO): SCF ubiquitin ligase complex
Molecular function (GO): protein binding
Source: RefSeq, a predicted model, not a curated record